UGGGCGGAGGGGGCGGGCUCACCGCCAACGUCAUCAGCCGGCAUCUGCCAACAUGGAAGGUGGAGACGGCGGUGUCGCUGUGGCUAGCCAUGGGGCUCGGGGUUCUGAGGCGGCUGCAGCAACAGUCCGGGAGAUUCUGCAGGACGAGUGUUAUAGUGAUUUUUUAAAUGAAGACUUUGAUGUAAAGACUUACACUUCCCAAUCUAUUCAUCAAGCUGUGAUUGCUGAACAACUAGCAAAACUUGCCCAAGGAAUCAGUCAAUUGGAUAAAGAACUACACCUACAGGUUGUUGCAAGACAUGAAGAUUUACUGGCACAAGCAACUGGGAUUGAGUCUUUGGAAGGUGUUCUUCAGAUGAUGCAGACGAGAAUUGGGGCUUUGCAGGGAGCUGUUGACAGGAUGAAAGCAAAAAUUGUUGAGCCAUAUAAUAAAAUAGUAGCCCGCACUGCCCAACUAGCCAGGCUUCAGGUUGCCUGUGAUUUGCUUCGGAGAAUUAUUCGCAUCUUGUACCUCAGUAAGAGACUCCAAGGACAGCUUCAGGGGGGAAGUAGAGAGAUAACAAAAGCUGCUCAGAGUCUCAAUGAACUUGAUUAUCUUUCUCAAGGAAUAGAUCUUUCUGGAAUAGAAGUAAUUGAAAAUGAUCUACUUUUUAUUGCAAGAGCUCGACUUGAAGUGGAAAAUCAAGCUAAGCGCCUACUGGAGCAGGGUGUAGAGACUCAGAAUCCAACGCAAGUCGGAACAGCUCUUCAGGUUUUCCAUAAUCUUGGAACUUUGAAGACUACCAUUACCAGUGUGGUGGAUGGAUACUGUGCUGCUUUAGAAGAAAGUAUCAGCAGUGCCUUAGAUAUCAAAGUUUUGACGCAGCCUGCCCAGUCAGCUGCGCGAGGGGGACCUGGCCGAUCUACCAUGCCAACCCCAGGAAACACAGCAGCUUUUCGUGCUUCACUCUGGACCAAUAUGGAGAAACUUGUAGAUCAUAUUUGUACUGUUUGUGGACAGGUCCAACAUCUACAAAAAAUAGUAGCCAAGAAGAGAGAUCCUGUUUCUCACGUGUGUUUCAUUGAAGAAAUAGUUAAGGAUGGAGAAUCUGAAAUUUUAUACACAUUUUGGAAUUCAGUUACUCAAGCACUUUAUUCUCAAUUUCAAAUGGCAACAAAUUCUUCUAUGUUUUUGAAACAGGCAUUUGAAGGAGAAUAUCCUAAAUUAUUACGUCUUUAUAAUGAUUUAUGGAAGCGUCUUCAACAGUACAGCCAAAACAUUCAAGGAAAGUUUAAUGCAAGUGGAACUACAGACCUCUCUGUUGACCUACAACACAUGGAAGACGAUACCCAAGACAUGUUCAUACCAAAAAAGCCAGAUUAUGAUCCAGAAAAGGCUUUAAAAGACUCACUGCAACCCUACGAGUCUGCUUAUCUAUCAAAAUCCUUAUCCAGACUCUUUGAUCCUAUCAACUUGGUUUUCCCCCCUGGGGGUCGCAAUCCUCCUUCUGCAGAUGAACUUGAAGGUAUCAUUAAAACUAUCGCAAGUGAACUAAAUGUAGCUGCUGUUGAUGCAAAUCUCACAUUAGCUGUGUCAAAAAACGUGGCCAAGACCAUCCGGUUAUACGGUGUAAAAUCAGAGCAGCUCCUCUCCACACAGGGAGAUGCAAGUCAGGUGAUUGGGCCGCUGACUGACGGGCAGAGAAGAAACGUGGCGGUGGUGAACUCACUCUUUAAGUUGCACCAGUCGGUGACAAAGGUGGUUUCCAGUCAGAGCUCAUUCCCACCAGCAGCUGAGCAAACUAUAACUUCAGCUCUAAAGACAAUCCAUGUUCUUAUGGGAAGUGCUGUGCAGCCCUUACUGACCUCAGUGGGAGAUGCUAUAGAGGCCAUCAUCAUCACCAUGCAUCAAGAAGACUUUUCUGGGUCAUUAUCUAGCACUGGAAAGCCCGAUGUUCCGUGUUCUCUGUACAUGAAGGAGCUUCAGGGUUUCAUUGCCAGAGUUAUGAGUGACUACUUUAAACACUUUGAAUGCUUGGAUUUUGUUUUUGACAACACCGAAGCUAUUGCCCAAAGAGCAAUUGAACUUUUUAUCCGCAAUGCCAGCCUCAUAAGACCUCUUGGUGAAGGUGGGAAAAUGCGACUGGCUGCUGAUUUUGCACAGAUGGAGUUAGCUGUGGGUCCAUUCUGCAGAAGAGUGUCUGAUUUAGGAAAGUCCUAUCGAAUGCUGAGGUCAUUCAGACCACUGCUCUUCCAGACCAGUGAACACCUGGCCAGUAGUCCCGCACUGGGGGACGUUAUUCCGUUCAGCAUCGCUAUUCAGUUUUUGUUCACGAGAGCACCGGCUGAGCUGAAAUCCCCCUUCCAGAGGGCUGAAUGGUCCCACGCUCGCUUCUCCCAGUGGCUGGAUGACCAUCCAUCUGAAAAAGACAGGCUUCUCCUCAUCAGGGGAGCCCUGGAAGCUUAUGUCCAGUCAGUAAAAAGUAGAGAAGGCAAAGAAUUUGCACCAGUUUAUCCCGUGAUGGUUCAGCUGCUUCAAAAAGCGACAUCUGCUCUUCAGCAAUAACAUGAAAUAUUUUUUCAUCUCCAUUUUGCACUAACCCAUUCAGGGUUGGCAGUUAAACUAAAUACAUACUCUAAAAGACAGCUAUUAUCCACUAUUUUAAGAAUGUAAUUGACUUUUCUGUAUUGCUUAGUGAUCUUUUUCUGUUUACCUCUUUAGCCCUUUUACCUUUAGCAGCAUAAAAUGUCAAAAAUCAUUACCACCUUCAAACUUCAGGGUCCUGAUUUUUCCCGGACAUCCUACUCUUUUCCUUUCAGGCUUCUCUGAGGCUAAAACUUCUUUCUCAUCACCUGAGUCCCCCUGUAGAUAACACAUAGUAAGUACCCUGCACCCGCCAACCAGCCUUCCUCCUCAGUAGGUGAGUAUGUAGCCCAGUGGUUCCCACAUCUGGUUUCACAUUAGAAUUACUGGUGGAAGCUUUAGAAAAACCCUGAUAUUGAUUUGUACCCCACAUUGACACGUCUGGGGAUAGGAGUCAGGCAUUAGGAUUUUUAAAAAACAUCCCCAAGUGUUUGCAAUAUGUAACCAAGUUUGGGAACCACUGGCAUAGCCCAAGGCAAAGCUGUAGGGCUAAAUGUUUAAAUGUUAUACUAUAGCUGUAAUAAAGAUAGAGCAAAAGA
This is a messenger RNA of Rhinolophus ferrumequinum (greater horseshoe bat), 3162 nucleotides long. RefSeq names its product component of oligomeric golgi complex 5 (gene COG5). Bases 53 to 2545 code for a protein of 830 amino acids. Gene Ontology annotation, cellular component: COG complex. The record is from RefSeq and is a predicted model, not a curated record. Gene Ontology annotation, biological process: intra-Golgi vesicle-mediated transport. The transcript is spliced from 22 exons. NCBI's taxonomy places the organism in Eukaryota, Metazoa, Chordata, Mammalia, Chiroptera, Rhinolophidae.